Molecule: messenger RNA, 964 nt
Organism: Entelurus aequoreus (snake pipefish)
Lineage: Eukaryota; Metazoa; Chordata; Actinopteri; Syngnathiformes; Syngnathidae
Exons: 5
Coding region: 213-779 (188 amino acids)
Source: RefSeq, a predicted model, not a curated record
UCGUAAAUGACUAAAUUCAAGUUGUAUGUUUGCUUCUCAGAUACAAUAUUGUCAUAUUUGGAGGAAUCGAUGGCUUUUCUACAAAGAUACUGUACUUAAAUGCAGCGACCAACAACUGUGCUUCAACAAACAGCAUUUCACUUCUUUCUGGAGGCCACUCAACAACAUGGUUUACCCUCAAGGGAGUAGAGAACGUGGACAUCGCCCGGUUUAUGUUCACAGUCCGUGGCAACAAUCGUGGAAGUUUCAUCUCGGGAAAGAGUGUCCACAAUCAAAGGAUAGAGCGGUUAUGGCGAGAUUUGUGGAUCUCUGUAUCAUUCAAGUAUUCCAACCUUCUGUAUUCUCUUGAAGAAAAUGACAUACUGGACAUCUCGUCCAUAGACGACAUAUUCUGUGUCCACUACGCAUUUCUUCCAAAACUCAAAAAAGACUUGGAGAUCUUCACUGAAGGCUGGAACCACCAUCCAAUGCGCACUGAGGGAAACCGAAGUCCGAUGCAGAUGUGGGAAUGUGGACAGAUGUUGAACAACAGUGAUGCUCAUUCUGAGAACAUUGCAGAUCUUCAAGAGCCGGACAUUGAUUGGGAGACUGCGGCUGAUUAUAAUGGCAACGACUCGGAACCUGAAACUGGCAUUGUGGUGCCUGAAUGUGAUUGCCCUCUAACUGAGGAGGAGCUGAAUGAACUCCAAACUCUCAUUGAUCCGACUGACCCAAAUUUGACAAAUGAACAACUAUACAUUGUCUGCCAUGAACAUGUGAAACGACUGCGCAUACAAUGAGUUUGGAGUUCAUUCAUCCCCACUGAGCGAAGACUGAUCCAAAACACAUCUCCAAGGCAUCAUCUCUCUACUUACAUUGAAUCGAACCUAAAUCUCCUGCAUGACAAGUGGGACUCCUACCACUCACCCACCAGUGCUUCCUUAGUAACAUUGAGUUUUACAAUACCUUAGUAACCAUCUCAUAU